This is a messenger RNA of Cutaneotrichosporon oleaginosum, 1385 nucleotides long. RefSeq lists its product as uncharacterized. NCBI's taxonomy places the organism in Eukaryota, Fungi, Basidiomycota, Tremellomycetes, Trichosporonales, Trichosporonaceae. The record is from RefSeq and is a predicted model, not a curated record.
CCCAUCCCGGGACCAGAGCCUGGCGGAAACGAGGCGUCGCUGACACCAGCACGAUUACGCUCGGCCCGAACGGCUCGUCCGUAACGGGCGACAUGGGACAUGGCGCGCGUGCACAGCAGCACCACAACUUGCUCGCGCCGCUCGGGCAGUAUCUCGACUCGGACGUCCGCCUCGUCAUCUCGAACCACGACCAAGGUAGCCAUAUCCUCAACGACGAGCUGCGGCACGCACUCCUCGACCACGCGGCGGCCGGCACGCUGAUCGACACGGAAGAGCUCAGGCGCCUCGAAAACGCCAGAGACUACGGGCUUGGCCUUCUCGUCGUGUGUCCCGCCGACUCGCCGGCGCGGCGCGCCCAAGCGGCCGUGCGCGCCGGCAACGUGUCCGCGCCUAUGCCGUAUGCCGCCCAAUUCGCCGAUGAGCAGACGACGUUCGUGUAUGACCCCCGGCCGAAGAUGAACUUCUGCCACGCGCCCGAGCUGCUCGACCUCCACGGCGCAAUGAGCUGGCAUUUCCGACGCCACUGCAACCUCCGCCCGCUGUUCCAGCAGAGCAAGCUCGCACAGUGCAGCGACAUGGUGCUGACGCCGCUCGGGGGUGUCGCGAAUGCCACAAGCCCCGAGGGGAUGCGGACCUCGUCCGAGUGGGCGGACAAGACGGUGCGCAAGGUGUUCUGGCGCGGCUCCAUGACCGGCGACCACUACUCGGCGAAACAGGCGAACCGGGAGACGUACAACUGGCGGCACUCGCACCGGCCACGCCUGCAUCUCUUCGCGAACAAUGCGAGCGGGGAUGCGCGGGUGUGGGUGCGCGCCGCAGGCGGUGGGUGGGAACAGCGCACGUUCGCCCAGGCCGAGCUCAGCGAGAAGUACCUCGACGUCGGAUUGGCGGGCAAGGUGUCGCAGUGCGACGAAGACGGGACGUGUGAGGAGAUGCGGGCCGAGAUCGCGUUCAAGGAGCACGUCAAACCCGAAGAAGCGAAGAAGUACGCCUAUGUCAUCGACACGGACGGAAACGGGUGGAGCUCGCGCUUCCACCGCCUCCUGUCCAGUGGUAGCAUGGUCAUCAAAACGACGAUUUAUCCCGAGUGGAUGACCGACUGGCUGACGCCAUGGGUGCACUAUGUGCCCGUCCAGGCCGACUACAGCGAUCUGUACGAUGUCAUGUCGUAUUUCGCAGGCUCGCCUGACUCGGAAGGCGCAGACGUAGGCGAUGCCGCGGCCCGCGAGAUCGCCCAGGCCGCGGUACAGUUCACGCGCACACAUUGGCGGUGGGAGGACAUGCAGGCGUACAUGCUGCGCAUGGUGCUCGAGUAUGCGCGUCUGGGGGCCGAUGACCGGCGGGCCGCGAGUUAUCUUGGAAACUCGCGCAUCGUGAGGCAAUGA